GAAUAAAAUUAUUAAUUUCUUUAAAAGUCAUACUAACCAGAACAAUUGAACUGCAAUAUAUAGUUUUUCACUUAAUGGCCAUAUAUGUGCCAUAUGGUUAUUCAUACACCGCAACCCGUGAUCAGGGGUCGCACGUGCAUUCAUUAGGUCACACAUUUAGACGGAUGCUCCCACUGAGGGGAAGAGAGGGAGGUGCAGGACAGUAUUGAUCAAAACAACACCCAUCCUCUUGGGAAGUAAUCUGAAACGGCGGUCAAAGCGUGACUAUGAAUGAAGAAUACAUGCUAUUCUCAGUGACUAUAGCAUCUUUUUUUUCUAGAUGCCUAAUGUUAACAGAUUUCACCUGUUUUAAUUGUGCUCAAGGAUAUGUUUGUGAUUCGCUAUUAACAGUUUUGCGUUUUUACACUUAAUAUGGUAGUUUUGAGAUUGUGAACAACCCGUGCGUAUCACACUGAAUGACCAUGACCGCAGUUCUUACAAUGAUCGGCGCCGCGCUUCUCAGUGUUGUGAGCGCGCGACCUGCGCUGAUGCCAGAUCAAUACGCGCGAGGAGUGGACUGGUUGAUUCGGUAUGGGUAUUUACCAUCUCCAGAAUCUCUAACUGGUCGACUUCAGACCAGGGAGGGUAUUGAAGAAGCUGUCCGUAAAAUGCAGUGUUUUGCUGGUAUUGAAGAGACUGGCAAACUAGAUCAUGCCACUUUAGAACUGAUGGCCAGACCUCGCUGCUCUCUGCCGGACACCAUCAGCUCUGAGGAUCUGUUGAAAGGAAGGAGAAGAGGUAAAGGGAAGCUGAAGAGGAGAUACACUCUGCCAAGAUUGAGCUGGGACAAGGCUGAUAUCACCUGGAGCGUGCAAGAGUUUCCAUCUCCUUCCAUGUCUCCCACUUUACAUCCAGGGCUGGUGAGGCUCAUUUUAACCUCUGCCCUCCGAGUAUGGAGUGAUGUCACACCUCUGCGUUUCCACCCUCCUCCAUAUGGCCCAUCACCACAGAUAGACAUCAAAGUCACCUUUGCAAGCAGCUACCAUGAGGAUGGAUAUCCUUUUGAUGGCAAGGGGGGCAAUCUGGCACAUGCAUUCUUCCCAGGAAAGGGAGAUCUUGCUGGUGACACACACUUUGAUGAUGGAGAGAGCUGGAGCUAUGGAGAUUGGAGUAGUGCCACAGAUUUAUUCACAGUCGCAGUUCAUGAGUUUGGUCAUGCUUUAGGCCUGUUUCACUCAUCCUCCAAUGACUCCAUCAUGAAUCCUUAUUAUCAUGGUCCUGUGGGAGACAUGCACAGUUACUCCUUAUCCCUUGAUGACAGACUGAGAAUACAGGCACUUUAUGGAAAAAGACAAGAUUUUAAACCUUCUCCAUCUGUUGUUGCACCCACAACUCAUCUGUCCCACUCCUCGACCCCAGCUCCUCCAAAUCCUCCCUAUCACCCACCAGCCUCUGCUGAUCGCUGUCAGGGAGGUUAUGAUGCAGUCGCUAAUAUCAGAGGAGAGGUUUUAUUCUUUAGAGGUCCACACUUUUGGAGGGUACAUCAUUCAGGCUCAUUAAUAUCCUUGACUCCAGCUCUGAUCCACAGCUUCUGGAUGGGUUUGCCUCCAGAAACAGCCAGAGUUGAUGCAGUAUAUGAGAGAAGAGAUGGACAUAUUCUCUUCUUUAUUGGUAAUCAGUACUGGGUAUUUAGAGACACAGUGUCCCUCCCUGAGUACCCACGACCACUUUCAGAAUGGGGUUUACGCACUUCUGCAGGAGGGCUUCCAGAGAGGGUGGAGGCAGUAUUUGUGUGGCCACACAAUGGGAAAACGUAUCUGUUCAGUGGUGGAGAGUACUGGAGGUUUGAUGAGUCGGGAACAGAGAGGAAGCUGGAAGAAGGGUACCCUAAACCAGCGUCCAUCUGGGGGAUGCCCUCUCACCCUGAUGAUAUCAUUGGAUUUGUAGAUAGAGACACUUACUUCUUUAAAGAAUCAAACUACUGGAUUUUAAAAAGAGGUGGCCUGGACCAGGAGUCUGCUUCCCCAAAGUCCAUUGCUAUUGACUGGAUGAAAUGUGAAGGUCACAUUUCAACUCACACACCUGAGAUUCCCAGAAGAGACAAAGAUUGUACUUGUGUCCAGAGUACAGCAGCUAUGAUAUGUGUUUUGUCAUAUGUUAUAUAUCCAGUUAUCACAGGUUGGAUUUUGGUUCUUGUAUUUUACUGAUUAGAUUUAUAUUAUUUGUGUAGUAUUUACGGUGAUUUUUUUAAUGUUGUGAUUUUGACUGUGAAGUUAGUGAAAAUGUACUUGAUUUUUACCUAGCAACAAAUUUCUGCCAUCAUUUGGGAUAGGAAAGUGUCCACUAGUUGCUCACUUUAGAAUCUCAGCAGAUGUGUAAGCUCUGGAUUGUUUGCCUGUUUCUUGAAUACUGUGUAUUCGGACCUCUUACUCAUGUGACAUACUGCUUUCUACAAACUAUAUAUGGUAUACAUCAUAGUACAUACUACAUAAAUGGGCAGUGUUUAGAAGUACACUAGUAGAUGCUCUCAAAGCUAAAACACAGUUGACUAAAAGACACAAGACAAUACUUUAAUCAAUAUUUGAAUUGAUUAAAAAAAAUAAUAAUAACAAAAAUCCAAACAACGACGUCAUGUAAUUAUUCUUUCAGUAUUACACUAGAAUUUAUUACAUAAUGUAAAAUAAAUCGCAAUGAGGCUUAUUCUCUCUUUUUUUUAUUUGUCAAGUUUACAUCCAAAGUGAAUUCAGUCAGAUGCAAGAUGUAUGAUC
Messenger RNA from Sinocyclocheilus rhinocerous, 2747 nucleotides. Its product is annotated as matrix metalloproteinase-25-like. Gene Ontology annotation, molecular function: metalloendopeptidase activity; zinc ion binding. Lineage: Eukaryota; Metazoa; Chordata; Actinopteri; Cypriniformes; Cyprinidae. The transcript has 10 exons. The coding region runs from base 456 to 2186 and encodes 576 amino acids. Gene Ontology annotation, biological process: proteolysis; collagen catabolic process; extracellular matrix organization. Gene Ontology annotation, cellular component: extracellular matrix. The record is from RefSeq and is a predicted model, not a curated record.